Messenger RNA from Sporisorium graminicola, 1431 nucleotides. RefSeq lists its product as uncharacterized. Lineage: Eukaryota; Fungi; Basidiomycota; Ustilaginomycetes; Ustilaginales; Ustilaginaceae. Bases 1 to 1431 code for a protein of 476 amino acids. The transcript has a single exon. The record is from RefSeq and is a predicted model, not a curated record.
AUGAAGCUCUCCUCCUCGUUCGUCCUCGCCCUCGCCGCAGCAUCGUCUGCCUCGGCAUCGCCACUGCUGCCUCGUCAGCAGUCGGCCUCGUCGGCGCUGGGCAACCUCCCCACCCCGUCUGCCGUGGUCUCGUCUGCGGCUUCCGUGCUCACUCUGACGGCGACAUCAUCCCUCACGCGUGCUUCGUCCUCCUCUCCUCCUGCGCCCAGCACCACCUCGGGUGCCAGCUCCGGCCCACGCCCGGCCACCACCGCACCCACCACGUUCAACGACACGCAGAUCCUGCAGUAUGCCCUGACGCUCGAGCAUCUCGAGGCGACGUUCUACAACCAGUCGCUCUCGAAGCUGUCUGCGGCCGACUUUGAGGCUGCGGGCUACAACGCGUCGGUGCGCAACCAGAUCUACGCCAUCGGCCGUGAUGAGGCGUCGCACGUUGAGCUGCUGACCCAGGCACUUGGGAACCAGUCGGUGCCCGCGUGCACGUACAACUUUUCGUCAGUUACCGAUGUGGCUAGCUUCCUCACCACUGCUCGUGUUCUCGAGGGCGUAGGUGUGAGCGCAUACUUGGGCGCUGCGCAGAACGUAACCGACAAGUCGGCGCUCGAGACGGCAGGUAGUAUUCUGGUUGUGGAGGGACAGCACCAGAGCUAUCUGAUCGCGCAGACUACCGACGGUGGCAAUGCCAUUCCCAGUCCGUUCGCGACACCGUUGGACUUCCAGCAGGUCUACUCGCUCGCCGCGCCGUUCAUCGAGUCGUGCCCGCAGAACGCCAGCUUGCCCAUCACUGCCUUCCCCACGCUCUCGCUGUCCGGCGGUGCGUCCAACGGCUCCCUCACCCCCGGUCAGCAGGUCACCGUUUCCUACGACUCCAGCAACGCCACAAACACCACCACCACCAACAACUUGUCCUCGCCCUCGUCGAACCAGACCUACCUCGCGCUCAUCCAGGGCGUCAACGGCACACAGUUCGUCCCCCUGACCAGCGGUAGCGGCUCGCAGGUCACCCUGCCCUCCAACCUGACCGGAGGGCAGGUGUACGCCGUCGUCACGUCGUCCAACAACACGGUGACGGACGACAACACGCUCGCCGGCCCCGCGGUUGGCUACGUCAACAUCCCCCUGCCUGAGGCGCCGGACGCGACGAGCACUGCUUCCUCGUCCGCUGCGUCCGGUACAGCUACGUCGACCGACAGCGUGGGUGGAGCAGGUGGUGCGGCCCCUACGGACUCGCCGAGCGCUUCGAACGGCGCGUCUGAUGCGCCUGCGGCCACGGCAACGCCGAGUGGAAGCGACUCGAUUGUCUCGUCGACUCCGGUCAGCACCGCUACGGGUUCUGCGUCGGAUUCCGGCGCGUCCGCUUCGCCAAGCGUUGCGCCUAGCCUCGCCAGCUUGGGCUCGGCCAACCUUCCCCAGCCCACCACCACCAACUAG